Messenger RNA from Ylistrum balloti, 1526 nucleotides. RefSeq names its product steroid 17-alpha-hydroxylase/17,20 lyase-like. NCBI's taxonomy places the organism in Eukaryota, Metazoa, Mollusca, Bivalvia, Pectinida, Pectinidae. Gene Ontology annotation, molecular function: iron ion binding; heme binding; oxidoreductase activity, acting on paired donors, with incorporation or reduction of molecular oxygen. The transcript is spliced from 6 exons. The record is from RefSeq and is a predicted model, not a curated record. Bases 11 to 1522 code for a protein of 503 amino acids.
UUCAAGCAAUAUGGGGAUUUUUGAAAGUUUUGUAAAUCAUGUUGACAUGACAACUGUUUUGAUUUCUUUGGUUGCAUUUCUGACGAGUUACUGGUUGCUGCAACUGUAUAGGAGACCAAGGUUUCCUCCCGGACCAAUGUCAUGGCCUCUUAUUGGAAACAUGCCGCAGAUAUUUGGUAAGGCUCUACAUCUUGCCCUGACAAAUCUGGGAGACAAAUAUGGCCCCCUCGUCUGGUUAAACAUGGGCGGGGAGAACGUUUUGGUAGUCAACACCAUCGAUUCUGCCAUUACUAGUUUUGUACGCCAGGGCCGAGUCUUCGCUGGCAGGCCUAAACGACGGAAGACUGUGCAAGUUCUUCUUGGUCAAGGAAAAGACAUUGUAAUGAGCGAUGCGGGACCCGAAUUGAAGUUUCACAGAAAGCUUGUUCAUUCAUUUCUGUCUUCCCAGACUCGAGCUGGUCAGCACCGCAUGGAAGAUAUGAUCAUGUUCGAAACGGAAAGUCUGAGUGACAAACUGGCACUUGUUUGUAAAGGUGGUCAGUCUUUUGAUCCCAAACUUGACAUAUCUAGAGUUGUGGCUAACGUGUUAUGCAUGUGCAUUUUGGAUCGCCGCUUUGACGACGUCGACGACGCUUUUCUGAACCAGCUUCAUAUUAUUCAAGACAUUGUAGAUAACAUCGAGAGCUUCAACAUUGUCGACGUAUUCCCGUUUCUUGAGAGAUUCCCGAUUCCUAGCUGGCGCCGAUUUCUUGGCAGUCUAAAACGAAGAGACGAAUGGCUCACCCAAGUCAUAUCAGAACACAGGGAGACACUCGGUGAAAACAAUCGUGAUUUACUGGAUAUAUUACUGAAGGAACAAGAACAAGCUAAGAAAGAAGGGGAUAAGGAACGUUUGGCGCUUCUCAGUGACGUCAGCAUCGGCCAUAUUGUUUACGAAUUGUUCGGUGGUGGAAUCGAAUCCACAACUAUGACCAUCCUUUGGUUCAUUAUCUAUAUGAUAAGAAAUCCAGAGUGGCAGAAACGAAUUUAUGACGAAAUCCACAGCGUAACAGACUCGGACACAUUGCCGAGACCAUUUGAUCGCUCACGUUAUCCUGUUCUGGAAGCAACCAUAAAGGAAACACUUCGUAUGGCUUCCGUCCUGCCUGUAGGCUUCCCCCAUAGGACUAUGGAGGAUACAAAACUUUCUGGGUUGUAUGUCCCUAAGGAUACUAUGGUAUUGAUGAACAUAUGGGCUAUACACCACGACAAGCAAGCUUGGCAUGAUCCGUACACAUUCAAUCCAGGUCGCUUCCUUGACGAAUGCCCUGGAGAAAGGUACAGUUACUUACCGUUCGGGAUAGGUAAUCGAGUGUGCCUGGGAUCCACUAUUUCCAAAAUGGAAAUAUUCAUGUAUUGUGCUUGCCUCCUUUCCAGAUAUGAGCUUGUAUGUCCACAGGGGGAUCCACUCCCGGACGUGACGGGAAUUCCCGGUCUAACACUGAGACCUAAACCGUUCAGGAUCAAGCUAAUUGAGAGGUAAACUA